This is a messenger RNA of Gryllus bimaculatus (two-spotted cricket), 3076 nucleotides long. Lineage: Eukaryota; Metazoa; Arthropoda; Insecta; Orthoptera; Gryllidae. The record is from the annotation of a GenBank genome assembly.
GAGGGAAGGCUUGAAAAGCGGCAAUCGUCGGUACAAGUACCAGUAGCCAGCAGUGACUUGCAGCUCGACAGCCUCUGCGGUAGUGAUCACAGCAAGUGUUCUUUCGAUGCCGUAGUCCCAAUUAAUGCUUGUACUUACGGAUUUGAUUUACCAUAGAAAUCUCUCUUUAACGAAGAUGGAUUUCAAAAGAAGUGGCAGUUUUGACGAUCUUAUGCCCAGAGCUGCUCCUGUCCCUGAAAGUUUUGCACCUGUACCGUUAUCGACUGUGCCGGAGGUUUCUCUUGUGUUCAGUCCUUCGCCUUCGUCUCGAAUACAACUGAAAGAGAAAUCGCCAUUACAUAAUUUAAAUAAUGCACCAAAGUUGUUCGCCGGUAAUGGUGUUGUUACUGGAAAACAGUUACAUGACAUGUACAAUACUUUGCAAAAUGAAAGAUUGGGAGAAAGAUGUAGCCCUGUGGAAAAUGAUCCGCAUUUGACAAAUACCAAUAUUCAGGCGAAAUCUAGUUGUAUGAAUGAUAAAUCAAUUAGACAGCAAGAUGUGCGAAUCAACUCAAUGAUGCCAGCGGAUCAAAUAUCUCAACCAACUUUUGCACACAAUAUUUCAUAUUUACAAGAUGUUCAUGUAGCUAAAUCAUAUCCAAAUUAUGAGAGAGACGUUGCUCAGAGUGUAAGUACACCACAGACUUUCCAAAAUAGCAGCAAUUAUUCAAUUACUUCCAAUCCUCAAUCAAGGAAGGCAACUGAUAUAAAUGUUGCUGACUUGCAUGGAAGUCGGAUGCCUGAACACCAUUGCUCUGAAAACGUUCAGCAUUCUAGUCAGAUGUGUCAUAGCCCACUUGGAUGUGUCUCCAAUAGACUUCCUCCAACAACUAAAUCUUUUGACUAUUAUUCAUGUGGCAAACAACAGUGUUGCUCAAAUAACGAUAAAUAUGUAUUAGCUCAAGAUAUGAUCAACAAUAGAACAACUUUCAGUGCUCAUUCUCUACCUGCGAUCUCUAAUGUACAACAUACUUUGUCUCCCUCAGAUGCAUGUAAAUAUGGAAAUUGUUGCAUGCACAAUAAGCCACAUACUGAAUCUGUUCGAGAAUUUAAUAAUGAAAAUGUACAUAAUAAUCAGACCGGAAGGCAUUUGAACACUCAGAUUAAUGUGACAAGAAAAAGUAGUGAAUACAACAGACCUGAUUCUGGAAAUAAUGAAGAUGAAUCUACAAUAAAAAGGAACACUCAUUCUAAAGAUGAUAUCGUUCUGUUGAAUGCAAACCGAAGUAAAUGUGAAAUGGAAACAAAUGUGCCUACUUCAAAAGAUAGGUUAUUUAAAAAAGGAAUUGGUGUGGAAAGUUCCUAUGCUGAUACUCAGAAGCAAGAUGCUAGGUGUAAGAAAAGUUAUGAUAGUGUGUCAAACAUUUCACCUGACAGUCCUGGGAAAGAAAAUGACAGAAAGUGUACAGACACUAGUAUACUUAAAGAAAUUGCUUUAAUGAAUCAUAAACAAUGUAGUAUUUUACAAGGCUUAUUGCAACAAGUAGUAGUCAUGCAAGCUGAUCAGAUGAAAAUUCUCAGUGAAAUAAAUGAAAAACUUAGUAAUAAUAGAAUCACAGAAGAUGUUAUACCUAAUAAACAUGUAAAUAGAGGUUCAAUACCAGAAAUAUAUUGCAAGAAAGAAGAUGCUUCAACCCAAACUAUAAUAAAUGAAAAAGUAGAUUUUUGUUGUCAGAAGUAUGAUGGAAGUGAAGUAGUAAUAGAAUCGGUAUGUGAUGUUAUAAAUUCAUCCAAGAAGAAUUGCACCAAUCCAGCUAAGCAAGUGAAUGUAGAUAAUCAAAACAUGAUCUGUCCUCCAAUCCGUGGUGGUCAAGAACAUGAACAGAAUAAAACCAGAAAGAUCCAGGACAGGGCUGUUAGUUGGAGUGCAGUUCAUGGGGUUGAGACAGUUGAAGAAUCAUUUACAUUGCAUGGAGUUUGUAUGCCUACUGUGGUCGAGCAAUUACCCAGUUCUGUUCACACAAUGCACCUCCAUGUUCAAGACUAUCAUUCUUCUGCAUCUUUUGACAGUAUCAAGGAAAGCAGGUUUAUAAAUGAUGGGAGUUUUGAAAAUGGGCAAGAUGGUCAGAAAGGAAGUUGGACUUUGUAUGACAAUAUAGUAGGUCAUGUUAAGAAGUUUCUUCAGACUGUUCCUUGUGAAAAUGGAAGUACAAUACAAAAAACACCUCAAGUGGAAGCUAUCAGAUUUGCAACUAUUGAAAAAAUUAGGCAAUUGGGUGUGAGUGUCUAUGAAAAUUCUUCUGAAUUGAAAGAGGUAAAUGCCCCAGGGAAAAUUCAUUUUGAUUCCAAUAUAGCAUCUCAAUCUCCCUAUCCAGAAUGUACACCUGUUGAGAAAAGUAGAAGUGAUGGUAGUAUGGAAUUACAAGCUCUAGCUCUAAAAUAUUUACAGGAUGAUGAUCUCUCUGAUCUCAUGAAAUGGAAUCAAAGUUAUAAAAAUGCUAGUAUUUUGAAACCUAGUCAGAAAUCUGCUAACAUUUCCCUAGCCACUCAACAUUAUCUUGAAAAAUAUCAAUUGCUUCCAAUAGGUUCAGAUUACAUAGAGAAACAGCAAAUUGCUAAUUGUGUUGAAGACAACAUUCUUGAUAUUACUACAUUGAAGAAGCAACCUAAAUUACUUUAGAUCGACAAAAUUACUGAUUGCUCAUAAUUAUAAUGUUCUUGAUUUUUUAAUAAAUAUGUUUUAUAUAAUUUGUUAAUCUGAUCUUUAUAUAAACCUCAUUAUCUCAUUGGUAUAUUUGAGCGAAAAGCUUAUUUUAAACUCUAAAUGUUUGAAUUUUGUACAAUACAUUGUUAUUGAAUAUCGGGUGGUGACAACCAAAACCAGUGUAUGAAUAGUUCGUUCUGGAUCAAGGAACCAAUUAUGUAACUAAAAAAUUUGUCUAUGUAGUCUUUGUCAUAACCAUCAGUGUUAAAAAUAUUCUCUCAAAACUCUGGCAGUGCAUUAUUAACAUAUUUUAAAACCCACAAUCUGGUUCAAAUAAAGAGAUUUGAUAAUAUUGGCAAUAAGUAACAUUUUAUUCAUCAGGAAUUCCAACAU